This is a messenger RNA of Diaporthe amygdali, 996 nucleotides long. Its product is annotated as alcohol dehydrogenase. Bases 1 to 996 code for a protein of 331 amino acids. The record is from RefSeq and is a predicted model, not a curated record. Lineage: Eukaryota; Fungi; Ascomycota; Sordariomycetes; Diaporthales; Diaporthaceae. Gene Ontology annotation, biological process: alcohol metabolic process. The transcript has 3 exons. Gene Ontology annotation, molecular function: alcohol dehydrogenase (NADP+) activity; zinc ion binding.
AUGCCUACCUUUACCGUUUUCCGGGGUUCCAAGGAUGGCAUCCAGAAGACCACAACCACCAAGCCUGAUGAGCUUUCCGGUGACCAGGUCUUGUUGAAGGUCACCGCCUCAGGCCUCUGCGGCACAGAUCUGCACUACAAAAACGCAGACAUGGUGCUGGGUCACGAAGGUGUUGGGGUGGUUGAGGCCCUCGGCCCCGACUGCAAGUUGUUGAAGAAGGGCGACCGGGUUGGCUGGGGCUACGAGCAUGACUCUUGCGGCCACUGCAAGCAGUGCCUGACCGGGACCGAGCAGUACUGCAACGAGAGGCAAAUGUACGCAAAUGCCGACCUUGACCAGGGCUCUUUUGCGUCGCACGCCGUGUGGCGCGAGGCCUUCCUCUUCAAGAUCCCCGACGAGCUCAGCGACGAGGAGGCGGCGCCGUUCCAGUGCGCCGGUGCAACCGUCUGGACUGCCCUCAUGGCCUACAACACCAGGCCCACCGAGACUGUCGGCAUCAUGGGCGUCGGAGGGUUGGGCCACAUUGCGAUCCAGUUUGCCCGCGCCAUGGGUGCCCGCGUUGUCGUGCUCUCGGGGAGCAACUCCAAGAAGGACGAGGCCACCAAGCUCGGCGCACACGAGUUCAUCGCCACCAAGGGCCAGAAGGAGCUCAAGGUCGCCCGGAAGCUGGACAGGCUGCUGGUCACCACGAGCGCCCAGCCGGACUGGAGCCUCCUGAUGCCGAUUAUGGCGGCAGGCUCCACCAUCCACCCGCUGUCCGUGGCCUCGGGCGACUUCAGCAUCCCAUACAUGGCCAUGCUUGCCAGCGGCAUCACAGUGCAAGGCUCCGUUGUGGCAGCGAGGCAGAUGCACAGAGACAUGCUCGAGUUUGCGGCUCUGCACCAAAUCAAGCCCGUCGUUCAGACUUACCCCAUGACCAAGGAGGGUAUCACAGAGGCCAUGGACAAGCUGGAGCGUGGCGAGGUGCACUUCAGAGCAGUCCUCGUCCCCCAGUAG